CUGCUGUCACAGUCAGUCUGGCACUGAGGAGACAUGGCUACGAUGUACCCCAACGUGACAACAGAUGAAUACUCUGAUUACGGAGGUCUAGAUGACAACUUCCAGCUCUGCAACAACACCAAUGUAAGUGCCUUCAACCAAGUCUUCCUUCCUUCCCUCUACAGCAUUGUCUUCAUCGUGGGAUUCAUUGGAAAUGGCCUGGUGCUGUGUGUCCUGGUCAAGUACCACAACAGGUCAAAUGUGACAGAUGUGUGUCUCUUCAACCUGGCCCUUUCAGACCUCCUCUUCCUGAUCUCUUUGCCUUUCUGGGCUCACUACGCUGCCAUCUCUGAGUGGACCUUCGGGGGCUUCAUGUGUCAUGCAGUGACAGCGCUCUACAUGCUGGGAUUUUAUGGAAGUAUCUUCUUCAUGAUCCUCAUGACCUUGGACCGCUACGCUGUCAUUGUCCAUGCCCAUAACUCUCUCUUCUCCAAGCACCGGUCUGUCAGAGCUGGCAUAGCCCAGGCUUUGUUUAUGUGGGCACUUAGCUUGGGAGUUUCUCUGCCAACCAUCAUUUUCUCCAUAGUGAAGAAUGAAUCAAACGGGUGGAUAUGCAAAGAGGAAUAUCCAGAAGGGACAGCAUGGAAGUUAUUCUCUUACAUUGAACUGAACAUCCUCGGCUUGAUCUUUCCUCUUUCGGUGAUGGUGUUCUGCUACUCGCGCAUCAUCCCCAUUUUAAUGGCGAUGAAGUCUCAGAGGAGACACAAAGCUGUCAGGCUCAUCCUGGCUUUGGUUAUUAUUUUCUUCCUCUUCUGGACGCCCUACAACAUUGUCAUCUUCCUGAAGUUCCUGCGCCAAUUAGGCUACAUGAGCACCUGUCAGUGGGAACAGGACCUGCACAUGGCUACGCAAUGGGUGGAAACCAUAGCGUUCAGUCACUGCUGCUUCAACCCCAUAAUUUACGCCUUUGUGGGGCAGAAAUUCAGGACUUUGGUUCUCAAGAUACUAAAACAGUGGUUUCCUGUUUGCUUUGGUCGGUGCACAACAAUCGGCAGUGAGUUCUCAGAGAGGAAGGGCUCUAUGUCCUCACGCUCCUCAAUGAUUUCCAGCACAAAGAUUGUGUAGCCAAAAGUUCAGCAGGUAAAACCUGGACUAAUCAUUCCAGGUGUUAUCACCAAAGCGCAUUUCACAAUUCUUCAUACUUUGGUUUGAUUUAACUUUUUCUUAAGAAGUUUUUUGGUUACACAUUGUCAUUAUUUUACUUUUUAAGUUAAUGCUAUUUGCAUAGGUUGUGCGUAAUUUAAAAUGUUUAUGCUUGUAACAGAGCAUGCAGCAAUCAAAAGGUG
Molecule: messenger RNA, 1325 nt
Organism: Ictalurus punctatus (channel catfish)
Lineage: Eukaryota; Metazoa; Chordata; Actinopteri; Siluriformes; Ictaluridae
Product: C-C chemokine receptor type 4
Exons: 2
Coding region: 34-1104 (356 amino acids)
Biological process (GO): chemotaxis; G protein-coupled receptor signaling pathway; immune response
Cellular component (GO): membrane
Molecular function (GO): chemokine receptor activity
Source: RefSeq, a predicted model, not a curated record